Messenger RNA from Manduca sexta (tobacco hornworm), 4749 nucleotides. RefSeq names its product malonate--CoA ligase ACSF3, mitochondrial-like (gene Acsf3). Gene Ontology annotation, biological process: fatty acid metabolic process. Bases 396 to 2033 code for a protein of 545 amino acids. NCBI's taxonomy places the organism in Eukaryota, Metazoa, Arthropoda, Insecta, Lepidoptera, Sphingidae. Gene Ontology annotation, molecular function: medium-chain fatty acid-CoA ligase activity. The transcript has 11 exons. The record is from RefSeq and is a predicted model, not a curated record.
UUAUCUCCGAAAAAAUCUAUUUUAUUACUACGAGACGAUAUCGCAUAUAUUACUCAUUGUCAGUAGUCGCAACCGCAUUAUCACGAAGAAAAAUAAAAACCUUCCAUUCUUAUUAAUAUGGAAGUGGGUUUUCGUUCUAUUAGGGUUUUGAACCGGCUUUUAAGGAAACCCCUUGGUAUUGCGACUUAUAAAAACGUAGCGGGAAGCACCGCUAAAGAUGAAGUUAACUCCGAUUUACUAAACGCCUUUAACAGAGAUAUUAAAAAUGGAGGAGCAGUGCCUGUUUUCCGCAGGGCAUUACUCUUUCCUCCAGGAUAGCUCUCCAGGAUGAAGUGGGCAUAUACACAUAUGCCGGACUCCAUCAGGCUGCAUCAGCUCUUUGCACUGAAAUCUCUAUGCAGCUGGUUGGCGAGACUGAAAGGACAAUUGCUUACAUGUGCAACAAUGAUGCAUCACACGUCAUUGUGCAGUGGGCCAUUUGGAUGUCUGGCAAUAUUGCCGUCCCCCUAACCCCGCUGCACCCUCCGGAAAUGCUCAAAUACUACCUACAAGAUAGUAUGUCGCACCUCGUGGUAUGUACACAAGAGUAUGAGAAACUGCUCCGACCAAUAACACUUGAGCUCUCGACUCCCUUACUAAUCACAGGGAAGGAUAAGGAGAUCACAGCUCAACUUUACCAGCCGAAUAGUGCGUUCCUGCAGCCGAAGAGUGAGGAUUCAAUAAAUGAUGUCGGAAGGUCCAAUGAUUGGUACGCGUCGAGAGAGGCGCUUAUUAUUUAUACGAGUGGAACGACGAGCAAACCCAAAGGCGUGGUGUGGACGCACAGCAUGCUUCAGACCCAAAUAUCUGCAUUGCACAGCGCGUGGCAGUACUCGUGUAACGACGUAGUGUUGCACACGUUACCGUUGCAUCAUAUACAUGGGCAGUUGAAUUCUAUGCUCGCAUCGCUGGCUGCUGGCGCAAGAAUCCGCAUGCUGCCAUCGUUCGUGGCUCACUCGGUGUGGGCGCGCCUGCUCGGCAUGGGCGAGCGCGAGGAGGCGCGGCCGAGCGUGAUGCACGGCGUGCCGGCGAUGUACGCGCGGCUCGCGGCCGAGCACGCGCGCCUGUUCGCCGACGGUCGCACGGCGCAGUACGUGCGCGCGUCGCUCGCCUCGCGCAUGCGCCUCAUGUGCGCCGGCUCCGCGCCGCUGCCGGACGCGCUCUUCAACCAGUGGGAGGAGAUAUCAGGCCUCCGACUUCUCGAAAGGUACGGCAUGUCAGAAGUGGGGAUGGCCCUGAGCAACCCCUACCGUCCGGUGGAGGAGAGGAAGGUGGGGUGUGUCGGCAACCCUCUGCCGGGCGUGUCGGCGCGGGUCGCCGUCACCAACACCGAGACCGGCGAGCUGGAGCCGCUGGUCACUGUGGAGUCCCCGCCGCCGGAGACUCAGAUAUGCCUCGACCGGCUCGGCGUGGCCGGCACCAAGGACUUCUUCGUGGAGUCAGACGGGUACGAGUGGAAACCGCCCACAGUGACUGUUCACAAGCAAAGCGACAACGGCAGCUACCAGGGCGAGCUGCUUCUCAAGGGACCUGCUGUGUUUAGUAGGUACUGGAACAGAGCGCCGAAGCUGAAGGCGCUGGACUUCACGGAGGACGAUUGGUUCCGUACGGGCGACACGGUGCAGUUCGACGGCACCUUCAGGAUCCUCGGCAGGACUUCAGUCGACAUCAUCAAGUCUGGAGGCUACAAGAUAAGCGCCCUUCAAGUCGAAGCCGCCAUACUGGACCACCCAGAUGUGGCCGACGUGGCAGUGCUGGGCGUGGAGGAUGAGACUUACGGAGAAAUUGUAUCGGCUGUGGUAGUCAUCAAAGAUAAAGCUAAAGUAACGUUCAAAGACAUAAAAGAUGCCGCCGGUAAGAAACUGGCUCCGUACCAAUUACCUAGGUCAUUGUUAGUGAUCGACCAAAUGCCUAGGAACGCUAUGGGCAAGCUAGACAAAAAGGAGAUAAGAAAGUUGUUCGGGAAACAGUUAGUGAUUGAAAAGAAAAUGUAGGAUAAGUUUUCAAAGCUGGCGUGAAAUAUUAUGGCAUCAGAUUAUGGAUUAAUUUGAUCUAUAAAUAUUUUGUAAUUUAUACUUUCUGAAUCAUAUUUAGAAUUGAUGUAAAAAAUUAAAAUUAAUUUGUGUGGGGGUCAUGACUCCUAUAUUUUUACUGAAUCCGCACCUGUGCUUGACCAUAGAUUGAAGAAAGCAGCAGUAAAAGAUUAAGGUAAAAGGACUACAAACUAAUAAAGAACAAAAUAUGCAGGAUAAGAAAAAAUCGUUAAUGGUAAAGUUUCGUGAAAGCAUCAUCAAUAAAUAGAUUAUUCAGAGAGGGUAAUAUACCUUUUCGAACAAGUUAAACUCAAAGUGAUUGUUUCAAAUUCAAAAACUCUUGGGUAGUUUAAAUAUAAAAACAGUAGGCUCUGUAUAAUUUAAUUGUUAAUUGGUAUACACUUAUAUACUUCAUAAGUCUGAAUUACAAACUGUCAUUUAUAUAUUUUUAAAUAAAUCGUCUAACCAGCCAAUAAUUUAAACAGGGCCCUCUAUUAUCUAUAAAUUGUAUUUAUUCCAUACAAAUCGUAGUCAAACACUUAAACAAGUAUAUAAACCAAGUAAACUCUUCUUAGGUACGCAGUUCUUAAAACGAAAAAUGGUAACCUAAUUUUAUUAACAUUAUUCCCAUAGGAAAUAAUACAGUACAGUGGGACGUAUUCGGUGUGAUAUUUUGGGUAUCAUAUGUGUAGUGAUAUAUACAAUUUACGAAAGGUAGAAAGACUGAGCGUCGGUACUUAAGUGUUCGUUGAAUAACCAAGGUAGUAUUGAUAAGUUGAUCGUUGACUACCGAUGUGAUUUUUUAUUGUUUCGAAUGACGAGGCGAGCUUGCAGUUCGCUUGAUGGUAAGCGAUACGACCGCCCAUAAAUAAUAGAAACAACAUCCAAUAUCUUGAAUUACAAAGUAUUGUUUGGUAUUCCACUGCGCACGUCAUCCUGAGAUAUGAGAUGUUAAGUCUUAUUAUGUCCAGUAGUUACACUGGCUAUAUGUCCUUCAAACCGUAACACAACAGUGACUACACACAGCUGCUUGGCGACAGAAAUAGACAUUGCGGUGGUUCCUCCCAGGCGGGCUCUCACAUAUGAGAGACCUACCACCAGUAAACCAGUACCAAAAUUAACUGUCUAUAUUUCCAUCGACAAUUUCUUCAUGAAUUGCCUUAAUCGUAAUUUAGGUAAAAUGAAUAGCAACUUUGUUCAAUUAGAUAUAGGCCGUGAAAUAAUUGACAGUUAAAUCGCAUCGCAACUUAACGAUCGUUAACUUAUAUCGAUACUAUCCCGUUGUUGGGUCGAGGAAAUCUCGUUUCUCUUUACCGGAAUAUGGAAUGUCAAGUGUAUGCCCCUUAUUCAUAAACGUUAUUUAUAUAAGGACGGAGUAUUUCUGUGAUAACAAGUCUGUUUCUCAGUGCUGACGGCAUGGCAGUCUUCGCAGUGCGUAGACAUAGGGCCAUUCUGAUUGGCUUAUAUUGAGAUACAACUUGAAUCUAGAUGGCUGUCAGAUUAAUAAAGUUGAGAAACAGAAUUGUUAUCACAGAAAUGCUCCGUCCUUUGGUAAAUAACGUCUAUGAAUAAGGGGGAAUGUAUUUAGUGUCUUGUUAGUCGAUAUUAUAUUUGAACUUCAAUGUACAGUAUAUUGGUUGUAGUUUUUAUUGCGGCAGAUUGCCUGUAAUUUUGAAAAUUUCUAUAUCUUUUUUCCGUUUAGAAAUUAGUACAUCACUCUAGUCUGGUAAAUAUUGAUGGUUGAAAAGCUAAUUACCUUGAGCGAAAUAUUUAAAAAAAAAUCACUAAAUUAAAAAAACAGAAAAUACCGCUGAUUUGUAAUAUGUCGCACUCUUAACAAAAUAAUGACCUAUUUCAAAAUUGUUAAUUUGUGGCAGUCGUUGGAAAACUAACUUUUGUUUGCUACUUUUUUUUGAAGUUGUUAUAAAAUUGAGCCUAUUAAAGAUAGGUAAAAAAUUAAACCUAUAGCAUGAAAAAAAGGGAAAAAAGUAAAAGGUCGCAAACAGAAAUUGGUUGUUUGACGAUUCCCACAAAUUGGCAAUUUUGGAAUGGGUCAUUAUUUUAUUAAGAGUGCGAUGUAUGAAACUUAGUAUCAAAAAAAAUGUCGCUAAGUCAAUUAACCUUUCAUCCAACGAUAUGUUGUAGAUUAUAAUCUAUGUUGUCUCGAAUGGACAACAUUCAUUAGCUAUCUUCAAUUACCUCUUCACAAGCAUUUAAAUAUUAGCAUUUAUAUAAAUUGAUAUUGCUUCUCUAUUAUUUAUAUAUAUAUUGAAAAUGAUGACCCAAAGACGUAUUUAACACGCCUUAUUAAUAAUUGAUCCAUAUAAUUAUGAUUUUCUUAUAUUUUUAUCAUCUUCACUUAGGUUAUAUAGACGUAUGCGUGUGAUAAAUAUAAUUAUAUAAAUUUCAACAGCCAAGCAAAGCUCAUAUAAUUGAUUAGUUUAAGACCAAUAUGAACAUCUAGUGCCAUUCGAAGGUCAUUAAGUUUGAUACCUGGGGGGUCUAGCCCCCAUCAGUUGUGUCUAAGUCCAUGUCUGCAUUGUAAUACAGUUCAGCGGGUAUUGAAUUUUAAUAUUUUAAUGUAAUAAAUGUAUCUUUGUAUUUAUUAUUGAUGUAUCGGGCUUAAUAACGACUGACUGUUAUUGUUUGAAUUGUUAAAUAAAAGACAUUUUUAUUA